This is a messenger RNA of Danaus chrysippus (African queen), 819 nucleotides long. NCBI's taxonomy places the organism in Eukaryota, Metazoa, Arthropoda, Insecta, Lepidoptera, Nymphalidae. The record is from the annotation of a GenBank genome assembly.
AUGUACAGGCUCUUAGCAUUCGCCUUUGUGUUAUCGUUGGCCGCGUGUCAGCAACAAGAAGGAGCAAGACGUGUUCCAAAAUAUGCGGGUGAUCCUAAAACAGCCGCAAUUGUGCAAGAAGCUCGCUAUCUCAGUGGAAAUGGUGCCUUCGGCGCUGCUUACCAACAGGAAGAUGGUAUUGACUUUAAAGAGGAGACAGACGCUGAUGGCAACAGGAAGGGAAGCUACUCGUACAUCGACCCCACAGGACAAAGGAAGACAGUGAACUAUAUAGCUGGUAAAAAUGGAUUCCAAGCUAUCGGGGACCACAUUCCCACAGCUCCUCUACCUGUAGCUCCUACACCCGGUUAUCAGCCAGACCCUCGUUACAAUUCUCCCGACUACAAGUCACCUCAAUACAGCGCACCCCAACAGUAUUCCGCUCCUGUAGCACCUCGUAAUUACGGCGGAAAACCCAGUGUGGAUGAUGGACAAUACCACCCUGAACUGUACGAAAAUGACAACUAUGUUGCACCUCAACAGCAAUACCAGUCUCAACCUCAAUACCAACCCCAGCCUCAAUAUCAACCUCAACCUCAAUAUCAACCUCAACCUCAAUACCAGCCCCAACCUCAACCUCAAUACCAAUCUAACAACAUCUACCCAGGAGUACAACAAGCUCAGUACAGUGGAAUCCAGUCGCAACAAUACAAUUCACAGCCAGCUCAUCAAGAUUAUUACGAUGCCACCACACCACCGCCAUCCCGUUUCUUCCCACCAGGAAAAUUCAGCCUAAACCGCGCACCUGAUGGCUACACUUACUCAUUCCACAAAGUAUAA